This is a messenger RNA of Acanthoscelides obtectus, 1662 nucleotides long. The record is from the annotation of a GenBank genome assembly. NCBI's taxonomy places the organism in Eukaryota, Metazoa, Arthropoda, Insecta, Coleoptera, Chrysomelidae.
UCACCAUCUCUCCAGUAAGAGCUUAGCCCUUAUUUUGCGUCAUCUACCACAGAGUUGCUCAAGCUACGGUUACAGAUAUCUAUAAAUUUAUUGUCACGUGGAUAUUUUGAGGUUAGGUUAAGACAAAAUCAAAACCGAAAGAAUAUAAACAAGGUUUAUCCUCGUUAUAGUGAUUUAUAAAUGUAUACCUAGUUUGAAUUAAAUUAAGAGAGAAGAUUUGUUGUGUAAAUAUGUCGGCUGUUGUGAGAGGAAACACGUUAUUGUAUAAAGGAAGUAAUUUCUUCAGGCAAAGAUUAGUAUUAUCAGUCCUUAGUGGUAAACCAGUACAAAUAACUGAGAUACGAACAUUAGACGAUGAACCCGGCUUAAGAGAAUUCGAAGUAAGCUUGAUAAGACUUUUGGAUAAAGUAACCAAUGGUACAGUCAUAGAAUUGAAUGAAACCGGAACCUCGGUGUACUUUCAACCAGGCUUACUUUUUGGCGGGACAAUACAACAUGACUGUUCGCUACAGAGGGGCAUAGGAUACUAUCUAGAAGUUUUGUGCAUGUUAGGAUUCUUCUGUAAAGAACCUUUACAUGCCACAUUGAGAGGAGUUACUAGUAACAACAUCGACCCAUCAGUUGACCUUAUAAAGACCUCAAUGUUUGAAACAAUGAAGAAAUUCAUUUUGGAUGACGAAGGCCUAAAAUUGAAGAUAUCUAAAAGAGGGAUGCUACCAUUGGGUGGUGGCGAAGUGAUAUUUGAAUGCCCCAUUCGCAGACAAACGAGGCCUGUACAGUUGUUAGACAGUGGCAUGGUGAAAAGGGUCAGAGGAAUUGCUUAUGCUCUUAGAGUGUCGCCGGCAAUAGCAAAUCGAAUUGUAGAUAAAGCAAAAGGUGUUUUGCUACAGUUUUUGCCAGAUGUUUAUAUCAACACUGAUCAGAGUAGAGGCAAGCAGUCAGGGAAGAGCCCUGGAUUUGGGAUACAUUUAGUAGCGGAGACUACAAAUGGAGUAUAUUAUUCAUCAGAACAGGUUUCUAAUGUAGUAUCAGAAGGUGAACCACCUUCAGUUCCAGAAGACUUAGGGACUGCAGCAGCUCAACGUCUUCUGUACGAAAUAUACUUAGGAGGAGUAGUUGACUCAACCUCACAAGCCUUAGCGAUUCUUUUUAUGGCAUUAGGACAAAAAGAUGUAUCUAAACUGGUCGUUGGACCUCUUACAGAGAACUCAAUUUGGUUCUUCAGGCAUCUGAAAGAAUUCUUUGGAAUAACAUUCAACAUUGAGAAUUAUGAAAACGAAGAGGCACAAGAUGGCACUGGUUCACAGAAAGUUUUAUUGACGUGCGUUGGAAUCGGAUAUACCAAUAUAAGCAAAAGGACUAUAUAAACUUGUGUGUCUGCUUACUUUUAUGUUGUGUAAAGUACAGAGAAAAUGAGGUGUAAACAGAAAGCAGAAUAAAGAUGUUAUUGUUUCAGAGAUUUUGUAAAAUAAAAUACAAAAAUGAAUGAUAAAAACAUUUUUAUUGUUAGUACAAUCUGUACAAUAAUAUAAAAGAAUAACAUUUUAUAUACAUUAUGCUACAAAAAUAUAAAUUAUAUGAAAAAAUAAUUCAUAAAUAAAAUUGUUUAGAAAGUCUUUUUGAGAACAUAUCGGCUAAUGUUUUUUUAAUGUGUAUUUCCAC